Molecule: messenger RNA, 513 nt
Organism: Aspergillus brunneoviolaceus CBS 621.78
Lineage: Eukaryota; Fungi; Ascomycota; Eurotiomycetes; Eurotiales; Aspergillaceae
Product: putative extracellular thaumatin domain protein
Exons: 1
Source: RefSeq, a predicted model, not a curated record
AUGUUCUUCAAGACUGCUCUCGUUGCCUCCGUGGCUGGUCUCGCUGCGGCCCUCCCCCACACCCGUCGCCAAAACACCGCUGGUGGUGGUGUCACCAUUGUCAACAACAUUGGAUCCGACGUCUACGCGUGGUCUGUUUCUGAUAGAGUCAGUAACAUGGAGACCCUUUCUGCGGGCGGCGGAUCCUACACCAGCAGCUGGCAAACCAACGACAACGGCGGUGGCAUUUCCAUCAAGCUCUCCACCUCCCAGUCCCAGGCCGACGUCCUGCAGUUCGAGUACACCCAGUCCGGCGACACCAUCUUCUGGGACAUGUCCUCCAUCAACCUGAGCCCCGACUCCGACUUCGUCAAAUACGGCUUCAGCGUCGUUCCCUCCUCGGGUGGCGGCAACUGCCCCACCGUGACCUGCUCUGCUGGCAACACCAACUGCCAAGAGGCCUACCAGCAGCCCGAUGACAACCACGCUACCCACGGCUGCCCCAUUGACACCAGCUUCACCCUGACCCUGGGU